This is a messenger RNA of Prunus armeniaca (apricot), 357 nucleotides long. The record is from the annotation of a GenBank genome assembly. NCBI's taxonomy places the organism in Eukaryota, Viridiplantae, Streptophyta, Magnoliopsida, Rosales, Rosaceae.
AUGCGGCUGAAGGCAUCUCGGACGAAAAAGGCUGAGAAGGAGGGUGGCAGGCAGGCGAUUGGGAAACGCUCUCGAGAUAAUGAUGAGGGGCUUGUUGUCAAAGCCUUGGUGGGGAAGAGGAAGGCUUUGGAGGAAGCCCACCAGAGUGUGAUGAGGACGGGACCGAGGCUUCCACCUUUUAAUCUACUAGCACCGCAGAAGCUUCCCUUUGGUAUGGAGGAGGUUUUUGCUGAGGGGAUGGAAAGGGUUGACUUCGGCAUCAAGAGUGACCCCGAGGCCUUGGCAAGGAUGCAGACCUCCUUCUUUACAAAGCGAGCACAGAAGAAGAUCCUUACGUCUACCUAUGUUGGGGCGUAG